GGCUGAAAUGGAUUGGUUAUUGCCUGUUGGUUUUGGAAGUAAUGUGUAUCUUGCUUGCUUGGCUGUGUUUAUAUGCCUGUUGAAAGAUGAAGAGGUCCUAUUUAUUUUUCUUGUUUUUUCUUCUCUGGGAAAGUGCUAGAGGAUUUGGAGUUUGGAAUGAACUGCCUGCUCAAAUCUGGCAUCGUAGUGAGGAGAAAACCAUUCAAGAUCCACCUUCUCUUUCUUCUGAGCAGCAAGCCAAUAGUGUUCCAAGUGGAGUCCAGUCCAUUGAGCAUGAAGCCACAAACUCUGAUGGUUCAAGUAACGCACCUACAAGGCAUGUCCGAUUAAAACCCAACGGUCUGGGUGUUUCCUCCUUUGGCGACGAACUCCAUGCAACUGAUGCCCAAAGUGCUGGGAGACCGUCUUCUCCUACUCCGGGUUUCCAAAGUCCUCGUCCAUCAAAAUAUUUUAUUUUAUCUUCUCCUAGGAGACUGUACCCUUCGAGUCUUGUGGGCUUGCCAGCGAGGGACUCUCUAUUGCCUCAGCAAAAUGGUUAUUCAAGUGGUUUUGCUUCUGGAAGACCAAGCACCCAAAUGCCACCUCACAAUGCUAACAAUGCUUUUCAGUCUAUGUGGUCACAGGUGCUGAGCAGCCAAUCAGCUAGUAGGCCUACAUUCCAAUCCUGGAUGUCAAACCUUGUGGCCCCAUCCAACGGUUUCAUAAGCAAUACAUUUUCAUCUCCGCCAGACCAUAUUGGGAAUGACCUCUCAGGUUAUUCAAAUGGUUUGUUUUCUGCAAGAAAAGGCAGUCAAACACAGUAUGACCCUCCACUUCAAAUCCAGAAAUCCAACCGUGUGGCCACAUUCCAGAAUUCAGGAAGCACAUCUCUGCCAUUACAGCAGGCUGGGUAUAGUGAUCAGUCAAAAAAAGACUGGCUAGAGGUGAAGAGAAUCCCAUUUGGUAGUGAGGCUCCAUCCCAGAGUUUAGGACGUGUACCAGUGCAAUCACAGCAAGAUAACUAUGGCAUUCCAUCUAAAUGGUCUGCUUUUCAGUUGCAGGGCAUCCCCUCAGCUUCUCGACCUGCACUACAGACCCAGCCUUCAGAUUUUGUGGCCCCCUCACGUACUGUAGGAAGUGCUCCAGUGCCAUCACAAGAGGACAAUCUGGCUCAACCUGCUUUAGAGGUACAGAGAAUCCUAUUAACUAGUCGGCCAACAUCCCAGGCCCAGUCUUCAAACUUUCUGACCCCAUCCCAAAUUUCAGGAAGUGCUCCAGUGCCAUUACAGCAAGAUGGCUAUGGUAUUCCAUCAUGGUGGUCUACUCCACAGGUACAGGGCAUCCCCUCAGUUUCUCAGCUUGCACUAAAGAAACAGCAAUCAAACCUUGUAGUGCCAUCCCAGAGUUUAGUAAGUGCACCAGUGCCACCAUGGCAAGAAAGCUAUGGCAUGCCCUCUAGGUGGUCCUCUUCACAGGUACAGGGCAUCCCCUCAGCUUCUCGGCCUUUGCUACAAAACCAACCUUUAAAUUUUGUACUCCCAUCCCAGAGUUUAGGAAGUGCACCAGUGCCAUCACAGCAAGAUGGCUAUGGUAUUCCGUCAUGGUGGUCUGCUCCAGAGGUCCUCCCGUCAGCUUCUUGGCCUGCACUACAGACCCAGCCUUCAUAUAUUCUGGCCCCAUCCCAGGGUUUAGGAAGUGCACAACUGCAAUCACAGCAAGAUCGUGAUGGCUUUCAGUCUAGAUGGCCUGCUGCAGAAAUUAAGAGUAUCUUCUUAAACAGGCCCAGGUUCCAGAAUCAAGCAUCAAACCUUGUGGCCCCAUCCCAGAGUGUAGCAGUUUCACCACAGCCGCUACAGGAGGAUCGAUAUGGCUUUCAGUCUUGGAGUUCUGGCUUACAGAUGCAGGGCAUCCCAUCAGCUACUUUGCCUGUGCUUCAGACACAGCCAUCAAACCUUGUAGCCCCAUUCCAGAGUUUAGGAAGUGCACCAGUACCAUCACCGCAAGAUGGCGACAGCUUUUACACUAGAUGGCCUGCUGCAGAAAUUCCAAAUGUCCCAUCAUCUGCUCAGCCUAUAUUCCAGGGCCGUUUAUCAGACAUUGUGGCUUCACAUGAGCAUUUAUCAGGUGCUUCUCUACCAUCGCAACACAAUCGCUAUGGUCCUGAGUCUAGUUUCUUUAAUUCAAAGGAGCAGAAUAUCGCUCGGCCUAGGUGGCCUGAACGAGUCCCCUCAGCUAGUCAACCUCCCCAGUUUGGCCCAAUGUUUCAAACCCAGGCAUCACAGGAAAGAACCAGUGUGUUUAGUUCUCUUUCUCAAAACCAGGCCAGAGUUGACCCUUCAGAACAUGUUCUAUGUUUUAAAGUGUCAUCGGCUGCACUUGCUGAUGCAGUGCAAUCCAACAAGCCAGGGAUCCAACCUCAGAGUUUGGAGAGUCUUCAGUAUAACUCUACCGCUUCAAGCAGCCUUCCUUCCUCGUCUCAAAGUCAAAAUGCCUCAGCUUUAACUGCAGCUCAAACUCAGAGUGGUGUCCAGUCUCCAGCUGUUAACCAUAGUAGUUUUCUUCCCUCAUCCCAGACACCAGCCAACUCGACAGCUUCUGCGGCCGAAAGUGUAUCUACACCCCCCGUCCAGACUUCUGCUGAACACCUCGCCUCAGACCUCAGCAAACAGAUCCCAGGUGAUGUGUGGACUGAGCUAACCGAACGUGAUCUUGAUUAAUAACAGUUUCAAAUGUCAAGCUCAAGCAACUGCACAUUUUAUUUGUGAAGCUGUUUUGUCUUUAAUAAAGGCGAUUCUGACAAUCCUG
Molecule: messenger RNA, 2784 nt
Organism: Astyanax mexicanus (Mexican tetra)
Lineage: Eukaryota; Metazoa; Chordata; Actinopteri; Characiformes; Acestrorhamphidae
Product: protein piccolo
Exons: 3
Coding region: 87-2696 (869 amino acids)
Source: RefSeq, a predicted model, not a curated record